AUGUCCCUAUCAUUGGAAUCCCCUUUAGAUCUCUCCCCGCUGCGCAUUGUCGAGGAAGAGGCAACCUUCUCCUCCUCAACAUCAGGCAGUGCAACCUUCUCGUCCUCUACAAGUCUUGACUCGCGGCAGUCGAAGCAUGGUGAAGAGCGUCUACAGCCCCUAGGGUUUGCGGACGAGAUAAUGACCGAGGAUCACAGCCAGGCCAUACCCGACAAUCCUUUCGACAGCCCCGAGAGCAGGCCUCUUUUUGAGGCUAUUGACCGCUUGCAGUCGUGUGGCGUCAGCCAGCACAUUGAGAUUCCACAGUUGGUCAUUGUUGGAGGCCAGUCAUGCGGCAAGUCCUCUCUGGUGCAGAGCUUGACGGAUAUCCCGCUCCCGGUGGGCACUGGGUGCUGCACGCGCUUCGCCACGCGGAUCGUUUCGAAGCGCACGGGGUCCAACACAACUCCGCAGUUCAAGAUCACGAUUGUGGAGCCCGAGUUCAAGUUCUCAGGCUUUGAGUACGACCAUGACGAUGCCAGCGCAGGGUACACCGCGUUUGAGCGCGUGGGCGAGACCCUCACCUAUGACGAGUUCACCGAGAUCAUCGAAGAUGUCUCGUCCAACUACAUGGGUAUCAAGCCGGGCACCGGGCCGGGCAAGAAGAACUUUGCGACGCAGGUCCUGCGCGUGGAGCUGUCGGGUCCGACGCGCUCCCAUUUCAGCAUCCUCGACAUUCCGGGCUAUGUGGCGAGCCCAGUGAACAUCAACGAGAGUGAGAUGAGGGGCAUUCAGGACAUGAUGGUCCAGUACAUGAAGCAGCCGGAGAACAUUUUGAUCUGCGUUGCCGAUGCGGUUAGCGACCUAGAGGGUCACGCCGUCCACCAUCUCUGCUCGCAGUCUGUCAGCAUGGAUCGGUUUGUGGGUGUUUUUACCAAAUGUGACAUGGUACACAGUGAAGAUCAAGUGAUCAAGAAUGCGACAACAGCCAAUGGAGGCAAUUGGUUCGUCGUCCGAAACCGGCACCGCAAGGACCCAAAGUCCCUGGAGCUCUCUGUCGCGGAGGCUCGUCUCUUCAACAAGAGCCCUUGGACCGCGAUCCCCGAGACGCGUCGCGGAACAGCCAGACUGCGCCAUUACCUGAGCAACGUGCUCGCCGGCCGCAUCCGCAAGUCGUUCCCACAGAUGCAGGAUCGUCUCAGGGAGCUCUUGUCGCGUGCAAAGGCGGGGCGUGACGCUCUCGGCGACCCGCGCACCACGAUCAGGGACCACCAACGGUUCCUCCGGGGCAUUGUCAGUGUGUACGAGUCCCUGGCGGACAAGUCGCUGAGCAGCCCGUGGCUGCUACAGGACAAGGUCAUGCGCGUGCGAGGCGAGGUGAAGCAGCUCAAUGACGAGUUUGCGCAGAAGAUGCUCGACCGCGGACGCAAGUACCCCUUUGAGACGCUGACGGCCCCAAGUCCCUUGCCCAAGUCCAAGCCCGGCGCGAUUGUCAGUGUGUCGACGCCUCCGUCAACGCCACCCAGCCAGCCCACUGCUGGUGCCUGUGCCGGCCCCGGGGACGCCAAGGUGAAGACGAUAUUUGACGAGAUUCGCUCCCAGCUUGAGCUCUUCCAAAGCACGCAGCUGCCCGGACUCGUCAACCCGGAGAUUGUGCCCGUGCUGUACGAGAAGCAGAUCGCGAACUGGGCCCAGCUCACAGCAGAUCAUCUCGAAGCCGUCUGUCUGGUCGUUGGCGGGGCAUCCAGGAGCAUGCUGAUUGCCGUGUGUCCCCAGGGGAUGCAGGAUCUGUUCCAGCAGCUCCACGAGGAGCUGGGGAGACGAUAUGAUGCCACCCGUGCGCAAGCGCGCGAGGCCGCCGAGGCGUACUGCGCGAAGCAGCACCAGUACCCGCUCCAGACGACAGACGCGGCCUUUUACCACGAGUUGCAGAGGCGGCGGAUGAUUCGCUGGCAGCGGUCCCUCGAGCGCGUGCUCAAGAAGUAUGGCGAGACGCUCCCCAUCCAUGACGCGAUGAGCCUCUAUGAGUUUCUUAACCCGUCCGUGGAACAGAACAUUGUCAAUGAGAUUCAUGACGUGCUGGCGGUGUAUUACGAGAUCUCGAUAGGCCCCUUUGUACGACAUAUUACAAACACUGUGGUAGAAGAUUUUGUGUCGAAUCCAGAAGGCCCCCUGAAGGGACUCUCGCGCGCGUGGAUCGAAGGGCUGGACGAUGACAAGAUUGAGCGGCUCGCAUGCGAGGACGCAGAGGCGGUUGCGCAGAGGAAGUAUUUGGAUGGGCAUAUCAAGAGGCUAGAGGAGGCGCAUGAGAUUGCAGAGAAGGCCUGGGCGGUGCGAGUGGGCUGA
Emericellopsis cladophorae is the source of this 2325-nucleotide messenger RNA. RefSeq lists its product as uncharacterized. The record is from RefSeq and is a predicted model, not a curated record. The transcript has 4 exons. The coding region runs from base 1 to 2325 and encodes 774 amino acids. Gene Ontology annotation, molecular function: GTP binding; microtubule binding; GTPase activity. Gene Ontology annotation, cellular component: microtubule; cytoplasm; membrane. Lineage: Eukaryota; Fungi; Ascomycota; Sordariomycetes; Hypocreales; Bionectriaceae.